This is a messenger RNA of Poecilia reticulata (guppy), 4071 nucleotides long. It is a transcript of the gene hic1, whose product is annotated as hypermethylated in cancer 1. NCBI's taxonomy places the organism in Eukaryota, Metazoa, Chordata, Actinopteri, Cyprinodontiformes, Poeciliidae. Gene Ontology annotation, cellular component: nucleus. The record is from RefSeq and is a predicted model, not a curated record. Gene Ontology annotation, biological process: regulation of transcription by RNA polymerase II. Gene Ontology annotation, molecular function: protein binding; DNA-binding transcription factor activity, RNA polymerase II-specific.
CCUUUAAGACGAUGUGUUGAGGAGUUCACGUCGGGGUCACUUGAAGUUCCUGCCCUCGAUUUUACCUUUUAGUUUUAUUAUAGACUGACAUCACACGGGGCGCUAAAACACUUAAGGCGCACAGAGGCUCCAUUAUCAUCUCGGUCCGCGUUAUUGGGCAAACUCAAAAAUAGCUAAGGAAAUUAAGAGAGACAGAAAGAAAAGAGAGAAAGAAAAGAAGGUGGGGGGGAGAUGAUGCUGGUGCGAGCAUAUAGGAAUAUAUAUGUUUUUUUUUCUUAAAGAAUAAGAAAGAGAGGCGGGGCAGUGAGAGACAGUGGGAGGAGGAAAAACGUAGGUGGGAGGGAGGACGGACCCAAGGAGCGAGAAGAAAUUCAUAUCAAUUAAUAAUCAUAAAAAAAGAAGAGAGAGAGAGAGAGGGAGGGAGAGCGAGACACACAGAGAGAGAUAGAGAGAGAUAGAGAGAGAGAGCUGGCAGACGCGCUCGGAAAACUGGCAUGGGUUUUUGGAGGCUGGCAGUUGAACACUGAAACGUCAGAUAUGACUCCCAGAUACUGCUGAGAUGAUCAUUAAGGGAGACUUAGAUCGGAUGGCAGAAGACAUCGGGCAUGCAGGUGGUGGACUGAAGACUAUGCUGGAUGCCAUGGAAGUUCCAAGUCAUGCUAGGGAUCUCCUCCUGCAGCUCAACAGCCAGCGCACCAAAGGCUUUCUGUGCGAUGUCAUCAUUGUGGUGCAGAACGCGCUCUUCAGAGCUCACAAGAACAUUCUGGCCGCCAGCAGCCACUACUUGAAGUCCCUGGUGGUCCAUGACAAUCUCAUCAACCUCGACCACGAGAUGGUGAGUCCAGCCGUCUUCAGGGUCAUCCUGGACUACAUCUACACCGGGCGCCUCAGUGAGGGAGACCCCACGUCUCCCACUGAACCCAAUCUGGGUGCCGUCUUGGCAGCGGCCAGCUAUCUGCAGCUGCUUGACUUGGUGGCUCUGUGCAAAAAGAAGCUGAGGAGAACUGCGAAGUACCCUCCCCGUCACGGUCCCGCAUUUCUACCUUACCCAAAAAUGGGGCCCAGCAGCAUGGGUUUAGGAGGUGGAGGCAGGUAUAGGGUUUCUACUCCUGUGAUUCAGUCCUGUCCUCCGGGGGGGAUUCUUAACACACCCAGGGCGCCGUCGCUGGAUGAGCUGGUCCCCCAUCGAAUAACCAUCCAUAGCGGCGAGCUGUAUGCCCCCACUUCCAACCAGACCUCUCAGGUGUUCCCAUCUCUGCCUGCUCAGCUGGGACGCCCUGGCCACGCCGAGAGGAACUGCUCCCCCAGCUUCGGCCUCGAUCUUUCCAAAAAAAGCCCCACCUCCCAGUCUCAGCACAUACCCUCUCAAACCCAUAUGGCAAACAGUCACAGCAAUGAGGAGAGGGAUGGAACUCUAAGUGGAGCCACUAGUCCCAUUCAAGGGGCAAAUGCGAGAGCUUUUAUGUCUGAAAAGAUGGAGUCUGUCGACCAGGCAGGUUCCCUCACCCCUCCACCUUUUCCCCACCUAAAUCAGCCCUUAGCCCCCCACCUGCCUCAUCUACAUCGCUCAGGUUCCCAAGGGACAGACCGCUACCCAUGCCCUGCCAGCCCUGACACCCCGACAGAAGGUGGAGAGGCAGGAAGAGAAAUGGGAAACAUCUACCGCUGGGUGAAACACGAGCCCCUGCCGUAUGCUGGCGAAGAUGAAGACGAGGAUGAAGAUGAAGAGGAAGGGGCUGAGAAUGGGGACCAGCAUCACAAUCAUCACAAGCCAGGGGAGGAGAGCGAAGGCGUGGACGACAAGAGUGGCUCUGGCACGGAGGAGACGGGCAGCAGCGAGGGCCGUCCAUCCCCUACUGGCCCCAUCGGGAGAUUCCAUAUGCCGUACGAGCCCGAAAGCUUCGGGGACAAUUUGUACGUCUGCAUCCCCUGCGAUAAAGGCUUCCCGAGCUCAGAGCAGCUCAACGCACAUGUGGAGACGCACACAGAGGAGGAGCUGUACAGCUCUGUUGGGGAGAUGGGGAACAACAACAACAGUGGCACCAAAGGCAUUGGCGGCAACACAAACGGUUACGGAAGCCUUAACAGCGGCAACACUCCAAACAGCAUGUCGCAUCUGGAGACCAAAUCUGACCAGGGCCUGAAUUCGGGAACCAUUGGGGAAAUGAUCAGACCAUACCGCUGUUCCAACUGCGACAAGUCUUACAAAGACCCAGCCACGUUGCGCCAACACGAGAAGACGCACUGGCUGACGCGGCCUUACCCUUGCAGCAUCUGCGGCAAGAAGUUCACACAGCGCGGCACCAUGACGCGCCACAUGCGCAGCCACCUGGGCCUCAAGCCUUUCGCCUGCGAUUCAUGUGGGAUGCGCUUCACUCGCCAGUACCGCCUCACUGAGCACAUGCGCAUCCACUCUGGGGAAAAGCCCUAUGAAUGUCAGGUGUGUGGGGGGAAGUUUGCCCAGCAGCGCAAUCUCAUCAGCCACAUGAAGAUGCACAGCGGUGGGGGGACUGGAGGCGGCCUGACGGCAGAUGGGAAGCUGAAGCUGGACUUUGCAGAGGGCAUAUACCCCCUGAGCAAGUACGCAGCGGAGCACCUGGGGCUGAAGCAGGAAAAGGCCAACGAGCUUCUCAUUCAAGCGCAGCAGCAACUGGUGGCAGACGCAAAGGCCAUCGAGAGCCUCUACCCGCUCACCAAGCUUGCAUCGGAGCAUCUGGGCCUCACCCAUGAAAAGAUGGACAUCCUGGGCCAACCACUUCCCCCUCCUCCCCUGCCAAUCUCUGACAGCCGAACCAUUGACCGCUACUCGCCCAGCUAAGACAUUUGAUAUGUGAAGGUGGCAAUCACAGACAGGUCUGCGCGCACUCACAGUUUGCAGUAUUCGAAAGCCAUUCACCUCAACUCCAUAUCUUCCUCUGCACCUCAGACUCAGGCCCGGGUGGAACUGGGCCUGCUCAUGCACACCGAACUGUUUAGACUGUAAGUGCCUUUCUAUGCAUCUAAUGUAUCUUUUUAAAUCCUCCUUCAUAAAGGAGCUCUACUUUCUGUGACCAAGGGACACUCGUUGAAAGAACUUCAGUAUUUAUGUACAGUCUAUGCAAAGAAACAUGUUUCUUUUUCUUAAUUCCAACCAUUGAGCCAUAGUGACUAAGUCAAAACCAAAAGGAAAUUUGUUUAUUUAUUUUUGUAUAUGAUGAAAUCCAAAGAAAACAUGUUGCAGAGAUACUUUGCAAUCUGACCCUAAACCUGUGUACUAUUCAUGUAUGAAAGGAAAAAGCAAAAAGCACAAAAGGAACAAUAUGCAGGACUUCUUUUCAAUAUUCAGAACUUUUCAGGUCUAAACAACAUCAAGAAAAAAGCAACUCACCUGGAUUUUUAUUAUUAUAAUUUUUUUGUACAAUCUUGGGGUACGGGAUACUUUGUGUGUCUUGAUUCUUUGCUUGUCUCCCCCUUUUAUGUGAAAUAGCUGAAACAUAAUGCAUUUCUCUAUGCCUUUUUUUUGGCCUUUUUUUUCCCCCACUCCCUAGCGAGGGGCGGGGCUUUGUGCGGAUAAAUGCUCAUCCCUUAUGUGACAGCAGCGGUGGCUUAAUCGGCUUUACACCCGGCUUUCAACCACUCUUGAGCUAAAGCUUCCUCUGCAGUGUGACAAAUGUUCCUUAGCUUUCAGCUGUUUUGGAGAUGCACUGAGCAGAGCCCUGUGAUCUCAUGAGUGGGACAUGAUUGCACAUACCCAGCUGAUGACACACUAAUCCCUGCUCAUGACGACUCGCGGGUGUUGGUUUGUGCUUUUGUAGAAACGGAGAGGCAGAGAGGCAUACGCCGGGGCUGAAUUAGUGACAAAGGAGUCUGUCACUGACUGACAGACAUUGUUUCUAUUUUAAUAAUUGAGUGAUGAUCAACAGUGGUCAGAGGCCUUGUUGUGGAUGCUUCAUUAGAUUCCAGGGGCUGCAUGAUGGAGCACUGAGUAACACUGAACCUCUCUCCCCUCCUCCCCCACCUGUUACCUCAUUACUUCCAGUCAGUGUUAAGUAACAGGUGUCUAUGUAUAAACUCCAAAUCUUUAGAGCAAAA